AGACGAACAAGGUCAAGUAUAAGUAAUAUAUUAUCUGAUAAUCAAGAUCUUCAAGGACCUGUAGCUGUACAACCUAAAAGCUGCACAAGGUAGAGGACAGAAUGUUCUUGGCUUUGGUGUUGUUCUCACGCGGCAUGGCAGCACGAAAGAUGAAGAUGUUCAUGGUCAUUUAAGGGUAGGCUUUUGCCGUUCCUGUUGCCCUUAGUUUUGCCUCUCUGUGUGUGUGUCCCUUGAGCCAGAGAGGCAUAGCCAACGGAGUAAUCUAACGACAAAAGCCUGCCGCUAAGUCAUUCCCUUCCUGGCCUGCGUCCUCGUCCUGAAUGCCGUGG
Molecule: messenger RNA, 329 nt
Organism: Amoebophrya sp. A25
Lineage: Eukaryota; Dinophyceae; Syndiniales; Amoebophryaceae
Source: the annotation of a GenBank genome assembly